Molecule: messenger RNA, 3740 nt
Organism: Mobula hypostoma (lesser devil ray)
Lineage: Eukaryota; Metazoa; Chordata; Chondrichthyes; Myliobatiformes; Myliobatidae
Gene: sdf4
Product: stromal cell derived factor 4
Exons: 6
Coding region: 820-1893 (357 amino acids)
Biological process (GO): calcium-ion regulated exocytosis
Cellular component (GO): endoplasmic reticulum
Molecular function (GO): calcium ion binding
Source: RefSeq, a predicted model, not a curated record
UGAGUUACAUUAAGUUUCAUAUAAUUUGCAUGGUAGGGGAAUUAAGGGUUAUGGGGAAAAGACAGGUAAGUGGAAAUGAGUCCAUGGUCAGAUCAGCCAUGAUCUUAUUGAAUGGCGGAACAGGCUCGACAGGCCAGAUGGCCUACUCCUGCUCCUAUUUCUUAUGUUCUUAUAUUAAACAACUGAGAUAAAGUAAGUAGUGCAAGACAACAUAAAUUUAAAAAGUAGUGGGGUAGUGUUCACGAGUUCAAUGUCCAUUUGAGGGGAAGAAGCUGUUCCUGAAUCUCUUGAGUAUGUGCCUCCUCCCUGAUGGUAAUGAGAACAAGGCAGGCGCUCCAAGUGCUCAUCCUCAACCCCAGGGGAACGGCUAAGAUGGAAGGCAGCUGCAGAGCCACCAGCACUGGGCCAGACCCAGGGGAUCACCGGGGUUGGAGCUGAGUGGAGAGCGCUCAGCCUGACGCCGGAGAGAAAGAACAAGUCGUCCAGGCCAGGAGGCGCCAGAGGGGCUCUCUCGCUGAUUCGCCGAAGGUAGACCUUGCUCAGCGCCGCAGCGCAGAUACCUUCCCGCUGGAAGUCCUUUUGCGGCUGGGCUUAUUCCGCAGGCGGUGGGUUAGCCGGGCGCUUAGAGUUGGGGGAGCCGUGGGUUGAGUGUACCGCAGCGAACAGGCUGUCUGUCCAUGGCCGAGGCCGGGGCCUGGGCCUGGGCCCGGGCCAGAUGACGGGCUCUCGCCGUUGACGCAGUCACUGGCCGCUUGCAUCAGUAUAGUCCCCACCCUCUGCCUCGCCCUCUCCCUCACUGCCCAGACGUGCACCUUGACCAUGGUCUCCGUCAAGACUGUCCUGUGUAGCAUUGCCAGCCUCUACCUGGGCUGCUUCUCCAUUUUCCUGCUGGUGGACGUUUACGCCCGACCCACCAACAACUCGGCGGCCAAGAGGGAGAAGCCGGCCGUCGGCAAGGACGAGAACGAGAUCCAGCCGCCGGAUCAUGUGAACGGGCUCAAGUUGGAGAAGGGGGGCAACCUCAACAAGGACUUCCACCAGGAGGUCUUCCUGGGCAAGGAGAUAGAGGAGUUCGAGGAAGACUCGGAACCCGUUAGGAACAGGAAAAAGUUGAUUUCCAUAUUUGAAAAGGUCGAUGCCAACGUUGAUAAGAAAAUUAGUGCAAGCGAGAUGCAGCGAUGGAUUAUGGAGAAAACGGAGGAACAUUUUCAACAAGCUGCUGAAGAAAACAAGCACUAUUUCAAAACAGUGGAUCCUGAUGGAGAUGGUCAGGUAUCCUGGGAUGAAUAUCGAAUCAAGUUUCUAACAAGCAAGGGAUUUAAUGAGAAAGAAGUGGCAGAGAAAAUCAAGAACAACGAAGAGCUGAAGAUUGAUGAAGAGACUCAGGAAGUUCUGGAUAAUCUAAAAGAUCGUUGGUUUCAAGCUGACGAGCAUCCUGCAAAUCAGCUCCUGAAUGAGGACGAAUUCUUGGCUUUUCUCCAUCCUGAGCACAGUCGCGGAAUGCUUACAUUUAUGGUUAAAGAAAUUAUCCGCGAUUUAGAUCAAGAUGGAGACAAAAAGUUGACUGUAUCAGAGUUUAUUUCUUUACCUGUCGGUACUGUGGAAAACCAGGAGGCUCAAGACAUUGAUGAUGAUUGGGUCAGAGAGAGAAGGAAGGAGUUUGAGGAUGUUAUUGAUGCCAAUCGAGACGGUAUUGUCACGAUGGAAGAAUUAGUGGAAUACAUGGACCCCAUGAAUGAGUACAGUGCCCUGAAUGAGGCCAAGCAGAUGAUAGCUGUGGCAGACGAGAAUCAGGACCACUACCUCGAACUGGAAGAGGUCCUGAAGUACAGCGAGUACUUCACGGGAAGCAAACUGAUGAACUACGCCCAGAGUGUCCAUGAGGAGUUCUGAGGGACAUGGAUCCCAUGUUAGAAGACGCCAUCUGAAAUCUCUUCAGCUUUAUCAACCAGAAAUGCGCUUAACAAAAUAUGCUUUUUACUUUAUUCCCAUUGUGUCAAUACAAUUUCCCUUGCAUUUGGAUGGAGCUCCUUAACCAUCAAGCAGUAACAUUACUUUGUGUAAAAUCUCCUUGAAAAGCCAGCACAGUGGGAACUCUAAUACUCUGCUUUCUGAAGGACCGUGCAGUGUGGUUGCUGGAGCAGAGUUCAGGAACCAGUGGGUAUAAGUCUUGCAGUGCUUCACGGAGCUCCACAGAGGACUCCUGCUGCCGAGUUAGAAUGACUCCAGCUAAGCUGAGUUGUAACCGUACCCGAGUGAAUUUAGUUUAACUUGGCUAUUGAUGCUUUGUCACUCGUUUGGAAUGCUAACCGCCACUAGUCUGAAGUGUAGUGUUUCCACUUGAGUGGCUCUGCUGUCUGUGGCCGGAGCUGAAGUUUGACUACGACUUUUGUUCUUUGUGGGCAAAAGAAAUUCUUCAAUUCAUGCAGUUUCUCUAAAAGUUGCCCUUGGAUUUCCACAGUGGAUCUCACAAUCCACUGUAAAGUCAGCAGGAAGCAAACACUGAAUAACUUGUUGAGGCUAUGAGACUCCCAAUCAUGAUCGCUAAUUAUACUGUAAUCGCUUGAACUUUCUCAUGGCCAUCACCUAAAGGCUGGAUAAUCAUUUCCCUGCCCCUUGGUUGGUUGCCUUAUUCUGGAAUUGUAGAAACUUAUCUAGCAGUAAACACAAGGUUAGUUUUACCCAAACUUCUUUACUCAGAGGGUGGUGGGAGUGUGGAACUGGCUGCCAGUGAACACGGGUUCGAUUGUAAUACUUGAGAGAAGUUUAGAUGGAGAAUUUGGAUGGGAAGAGUGUGGAGGACUGUGGUCAGAAGCAGGAGAUGGGACUAGGCAGGAUGACAGUUCAGCGGAGGCGAGAUGGGCCAAAGGGCCUGUUUCUGUGCCAUAGUGCACUGUGGAUUCAUGAUUCCUGGUGGCCUUGGGUGUGGUAGCAUGCUAAAUUGACCAAUCUAUGAAUAAGCAAAACAAUUAACUUCCUAUCUGCUUCUGUUGCCAGCUGGGAAUUUUGUAAUGGUUACUGUAAGCUUAUGUGAAGGCUGUUCUUUGAAAAAAUACUAAUCCAAGUGUUCCUUCGCAGUCAAUGCAGCUAUCUCAACAAAAAUCUUCCUAAACUUUCUGCUGGAUGAUUUUCUGAAUAAUCACAAUGACUAACUAUUUAUGCAAGCUUUCCUUCCAAAGAAUUAUGUUUUGCAUCAGCUGCUCACUAAUUUUCUCAUCUAGCUUUCUAGAAUGCUGCUCAUUAGGGUUAAUCUGGCAAAGGAGCUAUUGGUGACUGAAUUCCAGCAUCAUUUGGUGUGACACAAUAACGUAACACUGUUACGGUGACGGUGACCCGGGUUCAAUUCCCGCUGCUGUCUGUAAGGAGUUUGUACGUUCUUCCAUGACCGCAAGGCUUUUCUCCGGGUGCUCUGGUCUCCUCCCACAUUCCAAAGAUGUACGGGUUAGCAGGUUAAUUGGUCACUUGGGUGUAAUUGGGCAGUGCGGGCACAUUGAGCGGGAAGGACCUGAUACUGUGCUGUAUCUCUAAAGAAUUCUCUCAAAGGAGAAUUUGGUGUAGGUGAAAGUUCAGUGAUUCUCCCUUUGUAAUGACCAUUCAAUUAACGUGUUAACUAGUCUUCACUUUGGAUUCAGUAAUUUAAACUUGGUCUUUUUGAGCCUGAUUUUGCUUUUGUAGUUGAUAUUUAUUGCUUAAGUGAAAUCUGUUUGCUGCAAAUGCACUUAAUAAAGUCAUGAAUCGGA